Messenger RNA from Besnoitia besnoiti, 7677 nucleotides. RefSeq lists its product as uncharacterized. The transcript has 30 exons. Bases 1 to 7677 code for a protein of 2558 amino acids. The record is from RefSeq and is a predicted model, not a curated record. Gene Ontology annotation, molecular function: DNA binding. Lineage: Eukaryota; Apicomplexa; Conoidasida; Eucoccidiorida; Sarcocystidae. Gene Ontology annotation, cellular component: transcription factor TFIIIC complex. Gene Ontology annotation, biological process: 5S class rRNA transcription by RNA polymerase III; transcription initiation at RNA polymerase III promoter.
AUGACGGAGGCAGAACUGCUUGCUGCCGCUGUUGACGAGCUUGCGCUCGAAGGAGAGCAUGGUGCAACGUUUUCUGAGCUCCUCCUUCUUCUCUCGAGGUCACACUCGGAGUUUUCCAUAGGCGACCUCCAGUUCCAGGCAGCCUUAUGGAGAGCACUCUACAACAGCCCGCUUGUCUUAUUUUCCCUUGUAGAGGAUGGUGAGGGCAGGGAGAAGCUCUGCAUGUCGGCGAGAGGGCAGCCGGAGACACAGCUUUUCCCAGAGGACAGAGACGGGCAUGGGGUUCCGCGCCCCUCCGAAUCGUCCGCUGCAGUCGAGGCGCCAGGAGACGGCCGGCACCCCAAGAAAAUGAGCGGGCGAUCGGCGGACGCGAGAUGCCGGCGGGGCGUUGGCCUCGUUGGGCAGCGCGGAGAAGAAGGGACGGAGGAGUCAGACUCAACAGACGACGGUGUAUCCGGCAGCCGCCGGAAGAAGAAGCAGGGCGGAACUGACGGUGAUACUGUGUGCGAGAAAGAGCGGAAGAGGCGCGGGGGGACGGGGUGGAAGGGGAACGGUGAAGGCGAAGCAGAGGUUGAAGAGAGCGAUGCAGGUGCAGAUGGGGAGCACGCAUGUGGAGACGAGAGCUUGUCCCGCUGGCGCUUCUCGGUGAGUGCAUCCGUCCGCCUCCGUGCACUCGGCGUCCCGUUCUCGCCCUUUCUUGACGAAGAAGAAAUUGAGAAAAAGAUGAAAGAGGUGCCCAUGAUUCUGCUUCAAGCCAUCACGAAACAACGCUAUGCGGGGCACUGGCAAUAUCAGCUUGCCAUCGAUUUAGGUUUGCCGCCGAAAACUGUGUUUCACCACUUGAAGCCGCUAUAUCGUCAGGGACUAGUGACACACAUGCAGCUUCCUCUGCCCGCGUCUGCACGUCCGUCCUCCUUCUCUGCCAAAGGCACUUCCAACCUGACCAUGUCGGCUCUCCUGUGGCAUUACCGGUUCUUCGACUUCUCUCGCAUGCCGCGACAAAUUCAAGCAACUGUCUCCCUCCAUCAUCUGAAGCCUCUCGAGCACCAAGUCGUCGAAAUGUUAAAGGAAGCGCCAAUGCAUGCCAUGCUGGAGAGCGAGAUUCACGCCUUCUGCUUAAAUGCCUUCACCACGUCUGAGCGGUUUGCGCUUGUAUCCUUCACGGCCAAGCAGUUUCGGCGGCUGUACCAGAAGCUCCGUGGCGAGCUGAUGCGGUCAAGACACGUUCGGCGCCUUCGGGCGUGGUGCCCGCAGACGCAGAAGUUUGAGAAGUGCCUCUGCCUAUGUUCCGCAGCUUCGGCCUCCCCGCCAGCAGAAUCUGUGAAAGAUGAAGAGCGCGGCGAGAGGCAGUGUAGUGCCGAGGUGCGGAACAUCGGCAGCAGCGAGCCUGGAGAAGGAGCGAGCGACCCCAGCGCUGCGGGCGGGAACGACUCUCUAUCCCUCCCCGUGGAUCGCGUCAAGCAAGAACGUGUGUCUGCUUCUCCUUCGUCGGGUUCCCCUGGUUCGCUUCCGCGGUCGCGAAGAGACCCAGAUGCCGACGGGAGCGCCGAAGGCCUUACGGGAGAAGGCGAGUCAAAGGGCGGAGAAGACGAGGAGCCUGAGGGAGACGAGGGUGCCUCCAGCAUGCUGGUUUGGGAACUGCCUCUGGCGGACCAGGUGGUCAUGCUGCUCGAGGCGAGAGGCAGUGCUGGGCUCCUUUCCAUUGAGGUUGCGCGAUACAUCGGCACCGACAACAAACGAGCGGGGAAGAUCUUUGCAGAACUUGAGCGGCGGCAGCGUGUACGGAAGAUCGCGGAGCGGCGGGGCCGGUGCUUCAUGUACCGAUACUUUUCUUCCUCGUUUUCCGAAUCAAGUGUCUCGUCUGCGGCUUUUGAGCAGCCGGGUCUCCUUGCCUCUCAGACGGCCUCAGCUGUGGCGCCUCCCAGAGACGCCUGCGGAAGUCAGCAACUCACCGGCGGGGCGGAGGGCCUUCCUGGAACGCCCGGAGAGGCACGCGCGCAAGCGACGAGUGGAGAGACACGAUCUGCUCCCGGCUCGCCUUCGUCACUCUCGCCGGCUACAGUGAACGGCGGCCUCGCUUGCGAAACGGAUGAGGCAGCGGCGCAGACAGGAGAAGGCAAGCCGCAAGGAGGAGCAGGCAGCGGGGGCAGCGGACGCCGACGUCGCGGCCAUAUCGUCAACUCAGGCGGUGCGCUCUCACGAGAUGGUCGAGCGUCGUUUGCUCCUUCGGCGUCUCCUCCUACUCUGCCUGAUUCGUCGCUUGCCUGUCAAGGCGGCGACGGAAGGCGCACCAGACGCUGCGACAGGGCUCCGGCCGAACCCGCCUCUCGUGCUUCCCAACCCGGCUCAUCUGCUUGUAGCGCGGAAGGACAAGAGCAUGUGGCACCUGCCCUGGAAGACACCUCACUUGCUGAGAGGGCUCUCCAAUGCAGUGUUUCGUCGUCCGCGUUAUCUCCGAUGCCCUCUCCGUCUGCGCGGGGGCCUGCUCCAGGUUCUGCCGACUCCGCGCAUCUAACGUGGAACGCGGGCGCGGCAGCAGCUAGUGGGUCCGGGUCAAAACUGGGGCCUGCUGGCUCCACUUCGUCUCUGCAAGGCGCUACAAGCAGUGCGCUGCCGUCGGCAACUGCGGCGAGCAGCCUUGGACACAAACCAGAGGACUUGGCUGCGUCGCUGUGCCUCGGCAAAAAUCAGAUACGAAAGCUGCGCACGCCCCAGUUCGAGCGGCGGCUCUGUCUUUUCAUUGAGCACCUGCAAACUGAGGGAUGCGCUACGAUCCCUGCCAUAUCCAAAGUCCUCGCCAAAGCCGAAGCGUCAGUCAACGGGCCAGACAGAAAAACCAUUCAACGAAUGGCGGCGAUCGCCAUGCAGGCCGAGCCCCGAGUCGCGAUGGGAGGGGUGGUGAAGCCGGAGGACAGGGAGAAAGAGAAGAGGAAAGAUGAAGAAGAUCUCCUUAGGCCAGAAGCGGAGGAAGACAAAGAGGAGAGAACCAGAGGCACACAGCGGCGCGUUGGGACCGAAGUCGUCUUCUACUAUUGGAGGGAGACGUUAACAGAGGAGCAAGCUUACAGGCGGGUUGCUGAAAUGAUCACAGCGCGGCGGAUUCAAGGCUGUCGUUUGGCUGUUCAGAGGAAUGAACGGCUCCUCAGUGGCCUGCUCGAAGACCAGAUGGCGGGAGAGAAGCGGACCGGCGAGAAGGCGGAACAACGGCGAGCGCUGGAAGAGGAGAUUGUGAAGCUGCAGAAGCUCGAGGAGAGAAGCAAAAUGCACGCCGGGACCGACGGAGAAAGACAAGGCGGACGAGGGCGAGGCAUGCCGUUCACCAUGCAGCCGGAGCAAGUGCAAGUUUCGCCUGUCUUACAGGUUGUGGCGAAGCAUCGCCUGAGAGGUGACAGCGCCUCGCUCCACGCCGGCGGGGUUCUGCAGUUCAGUCAGAAGACCCUCGCGUUGUACGGCUUCCUUUUUCCCGUCAUGGUUCGCGUCAAAUGCCUCCACCAGUUCCUGCUCCAACUGCUCGCGAGCGUGAAGCAGGCGUCUUCGCCCGAUUCCUGUCCUACAUCUCCUUCACCGUCUCCUCGUCCUGUCCCAGCAGCAGACAUCCGUGACAGUGGAAUGACGCUCGCCUUCAUGCUCCGAAGAAUGCCGCUGGAGAUCUUCCUUCGGACGAUUGGCUGCGGCUAUCGAGUGAAAUUCCUGGACAAGCACCUCUCGGCGCCGCAUGCGCCGCUGCUUCUUAUCGAGGACUUACCGCGCGCUGUGUUCGACGUCCUCAUUCUCUCCAGUCGGCAGCUUCACCUCAAGCGCCAACGCCAGCAGCCGCCGACCCUGCCGCUCACCGGAAAUAACAAGCGCAGCGCGCCCGCUGCUCUGCGGAGGCUUCUUGCUAUUCUGUGCCGCAUGGGGCUCGUCGGCGUCUCAUGCGCAUCCGCCAACUCUGGAGCGACCGCGGGGGACAGGGAAGGCGGAGACCAGAAGGCGCGCAGGCCGUCAGCUGGGGACGAAGACAAACCGACGAAUGAAGACGCCGCUGCUGACGUAGCCGCCGCACCGGCUCGUUGGCAGGUGUUCGACGUCGUCGCGCUUCCGGCGUUCGUUUCCGAGAAGGAUCCGCCGGAUGCGGCCGGUGUCUCGUACCCUUCUCCGUCGCGCGGGACCUUCCACCUUCUCUCGCCGGGGGCCUUCGAGAGUUUCUGGGGCGAGCUGCAGAGCGAAGUCGCGCGCUGGAUUCACUUCAACGCGCCGCUGCCUUCUUCGUCCCUCUCCGCCCUGCCUACGGCCGCGUCUGGUGACAGCCGCCCACGCAAAGGCGCGGGCGGAAGUUGCAGCGAAGAGAAGGCAUGCACAGGCGGGGCGAACGGACACAACGCAGAUGACGACACAGAGGCGCUAGAAGGGACUGCCGCUGCAAAGGGCGAGGACGACGGGGAGAAGGGCUGUAUUAUGAGACUCUGCAGGCCGAAGGUUCCUCUACCCGCCAACUUCCCCGUAGCGGAGGCGUUCAGCAAGCGGAACUGGAAGGGACAAAUUCUCCUCACGCCGUAUCUGCGAGCGGAGCUCGACGCAUUUGCAGGAACCAUCCUGGAGCGCUACAGCGAAGCCGGGGGUGAAGAGUUAGGCCGCCUCGUUUUCUCACAUCACAGUCCCGAAGUUCAGAAUCUCGCCACCAGGCUGCGAAUCCCGACGGAUGUGGUCUUGCGGUUUCUGAUGCGUCUCUUUGAGACGCGAGGCGGCAUUGGCUGCGGAUUCCAGAGCCUCGCUUUCCACCUGCCAGACUUUGUCGCCUCGAGCCGGCGGGCGGAGGACGAGGACGAUCAGGAAGACUCCGACGUCGAUGGAGGAACCGAAGGCGGGGGACGAGACCGCGCGAAGCGGCGAAGGACUGGCACCUACAGCUUCGGUCAAGGCGACGGCGGCGACGGAAGCGGGGACGAGGCGAGAGCCGAGAGGCACAGGAGAGUCGACGAGGAGCGAGCAAGAGAACACGAAAGGAAUCUGCUUGUCGGCAAGCGCCUCGUUUUACUCCACCGAACCAGAGACGUGCGCUUCCGGUGUCACCUGUGCGGCUGCCUCUACAGCCUGAUCAGGGCUUUGAAGCAGCAUUACGAGAAAAUACACAAAACUGACCUGCCGGCGGACUCCGAUGCAUAUGUUCUGCCGUGGGAAAAAGAGAAACGGAAACAAAAGGUACAGCAGGCUCAGGAACAGAGGCAGCUGGCGCUUGCGUUUCGUCGCAGGCGAAAGCAAUGCAGAGGAGACGACUCGGGCACGCUGCUGCGUCCGGCAGGGCUUUUUGGCGGUAUGCGGUCUCUUGACAGAGAAGGAUUUCGCUCGAAGCAGGAUGAGGAUGACGGCGAGGACCUGUCGUCGGGGGUCCAGCAGCGUACUGGGGAAGGCGAACUGCACGAUUCGGCGUCUCUCUGGUCUCGCGAUAGGCCCCGCAGGGGCACUUCCGCCGCAAGUGCGACGACAGCAGGCCUUCUCUCCGCGGCCAUUCAGCGGUUCUUACGGACGAUGCGGAAAGAGGACGAAUUUGUGUUUGUCGCCGCGAGCGUCGUGGCGGAGCGACUCUUCGUCGCAGCGCAGCGCCUCGCCCUGGUGCGCGGCGGGUUCGAAGUCGACUGCGGCGACGAAAGAGAGGCACACCCAUGCGCGCCGGCAGCAGCUGCUUCUUUGCCCGGGUUGGCCUCGGCGUCGGUUGCCUCUCCGUCUCCAGCGUCUUUUUUUGGCAGCGGAGUAGCGAAGGGCGAAGACGCCAGCAUCAGUGGCGCUUUUGGAGUCGACGGGAGAACACUGCCUGCCGCCUCGCAUCCAGUCUGGAAGAUCCUUUGCGCGCUGUGUAGCUCCUCGCUGGAGCCUGAAGCGUGCAUGCACAUUUUCUCAUUCUUGAUGCUGCGACGCCCCGUAAACCACCGAGCAUUCAACAACUGCCGGCGUUUAGCGGGUUUCGACCUUCGAAGCCACGUCAACGCGUGCCGCGUCCCUUCUCUCCUCGACAGCCGCGCGCUGGCGAUGGAGCAAGAUGGAGGCGCGUCGCCCCGCACACCUGUCGCUGCUGCGGAUGCGUCUCUGUUUCGAGAGACUCAGCGCUCUGCGCUUGGCACAAGUUCGCCCCUUCAGGGCGGGCGAUGGCAAGAGGAGGAACCUGGGAAUUUGCUUUUCCGCUCGCCUUCGCCGCCCUCCUCCUGGGGAGUUUCAGCGGGCGUCCGGAGUCGCCCUUUAUCGUUGGCCUGUCGGCCGCUCAACUGCCCGCGCGUGGUGUUGGCGCGAAAUGUGCUGAAGAUGAUCUUGUUCACGCCCCUGAGUCACUACCGCCCUUACGCAGCCUUCGAGGCUGCUCAGGAACUGCGUGAGCGGGAGUGGAAGGCUGUGUGGCGUCUGUGGAGCCUCCGCGGCUGGGUCACACAAGUGAAGCAGCCGCUGCCGCACCACCUCCUGCCUCCCAGAAAUCAGUCCGCACCUCCGUCGCGGAGUUCAAGACGCGAGCGCGAGAGAAGGUCGGGGCCAACAGACGGCGGGGAGGAUGGCUCCGAGGAGGACGACAAAGCGGGCAACGGAGACCGGAGCGACAGGAGGGACGGGGGAACGCGCAAGUCACCGUUGCAUGCGCUUCUUGCUGCGAAAUGCAGGAGGAGCUUCUCGCUCAGCGCCGGCGCGCGCGUAGCCCUCUUCGGCAAGCUGCGCAGUCUGCGGUCGCUCUCUGCUUGCCUCCGCGCGAUCCUGGAAAACGGUGAGAGCGACGAACGAGAAGGGAGAGACCGCGGGGACCCUAAUUCCGGAUCGAGGUCACACGCUUUUUUGACUGCUGGUGAUCAAGUGCCCCUGCCGCGUGCCGGACCACAGAGAACCGCGAGAGACGACGCCGAGGUGGCGGCACACGAUGCACACGGUCUUAGCCUCCUAAGACGCGAAGACGAUGAGACUCGUCGCGGCGAUGCGGUUGCUCUCCAUGCUGGCGAGAAGGGCGCGAGGCAAGCGACGGCUCAAAGUUCCUCUUCGUCUGCUGGAAUAUCUUGGAAGGAAAUCAGCAGCGUUUCUCUGGGCGUCUCGCCGGCUUCUGCGCUAAUUCUGUUGGAGCGCAUGGCGCAAGAGGACAUCUUGCUUCUCCCGGCCUGGGGAGAAGUGGGAGGAGUGCCGUCUUCUUUGUUUCAAGAAGGGCGCUCGGGCAGUGCGGGACUGGAGCACGAGAAGACGGAGGACGGCAGGGGAAAGCGGGAUCCGGUGGAAGACUACUAUGCGAGGGUAUACGGACACCCCGUCCCGCGAGGAGCCAAACGACCGCGGACGCAAAAGGGCACCUGGCUAGAAAAGGGUACAGACCAGUGCUGCGUGGAAGACGAAGCUGCAGCUUGCAGGUUUGACGCAAGCGUCCAAGAGAAGAUGUGUGCAGCGGAGCCGCAGCCCGCCUCGUUGACGGAGGCGAACGCGGGACGCAGCUGCGGCGAGGCCGACGGAGACCAGCAGAGAGAAGCCAAAGGAGAUGCGGAGACCGCAGGAGACGAGGCAGCGGACGAGGAGGCGGCGGACGCCGAUCAGAUUCUUGACGAUGUAGGGAUUUUCACGAGCGACAUUUGCUCCCUUCUAUUUGCAGGCGCUCCCGCAUCAGAUGUUUAUGCUGCGCGUGGGAAGAAAACGCAACACUCGCGAUUGGAGUUUCCUUGGCUCUUUGUGCACCUUCUCUGA